Messenger RNA from Ceratitis capitata (Mediterranean fruit fly), 1158 nucleotides. Its product is annotated as odorant receptor 33b-like. Gene Ontology annotation, molecular function: olfactory receptor activity; odorant binding. Gene Ontology annotation, cellular component: plasma membrane. Lineage: Eukaryota; Metazoa; Arthropoda; Insecta; Diptera; Tephritidae. Gene Ontology annotation, biological process: detection of chemical stimulus involved in sensory perception of smell; sensory perception of smell. The record is from RefSeq and is a predicted model, not a curated record. The transcript has 2 exons. The coding region runs from base 1 to 1158 and encodes 385 amino acids.
AUGGCCUUCGAAGAAAACCCGGAAAGUGUGGGAAGCCUAUUUCGCACACAUUGGAUAGUUUGGAAGUGUUUGGGUCAAGUACCCGAUCCACGCUAUCCGAAACUUUUCAAAGUCUACGCUGUGCUCCUAAAUGUAGGUUUCGGUCUCGGCUAUCCACUCCACUUGCUGCUCGGACAGCUGGGAUUGCAAACCUUGGAAGAAGUUCUGCUCAAUCUCACCAUAAGUGUGCCCGUGGCUGUGUGCGCUUUGAAGUUUUUCAAUAUAUGGCGGAACUUGAGGAAAGUGCGCCAUUUGGAGAAAAUGUUCAAUACACUUAAUACGCGCAUAAAUCAGCGCGAUGAAUGGAUUUAUUACCGCAAAGUCACCAUACCGAAUGCAUUAAAAGUUUUGCAUUUGUUCUACUUCAUUUGUGUGGGCACAGCGCUCGCAUCUGAAUUGACGCUGCUGAUUAUGGGAUUCGCUUAUGAAUGGCGCCUGAUGUACCCGGCCUAUUUCCCAUUCGAUCCGUAUGCGACGACGGGUGGUUAUGUGGUGGCGCAUACGUUUCAAAUUAUUGGUCUUUUAGUGCAGUUGGCGGAGAAUCUUGUGAGCGACACUUACGGUGGCAUGUGUUUGGCGCUAUUGGCGGGGCACGCGCAUUUGUUGGGCAAGCGUGUCGCCAUCAUUGGCUAUGAUAACCAGAAGACGGAGAUGGAUACUGGUCGGGAAUUGGCGAAUUGCAUUGUUGAUCAUAAUAUGCUUUUUGACUGUCAUAGCAUUUUGGGUGAAAUAAUCGGCAUCGGCAUGUUUGCGCAAAUAAUCUCGGCGAGUCUUAUUAUGGGCAUUGUCGUCAUCUAUAUGGUUUUCUACGUCGGCAAUGCCUUUGAGUAUGUCUAUUAUAGCAUAUAUUUGUUUGGCUGCGCGAUGGAGGUGUUUCCCACCUGUUAUUAUGCCACUAACUUUGAAUUUGAAUUCGAUAAAUUGACCUUCAUGCUGUUCUCAUGCAAUUGGAUGGAUCAGAAUCAGUCCUUCAAGAAAAGUCUCAUGAUCAGCAUCGAGCAAUCGUUGAAAACACGUAGCUUUCGUGUUGGCGGCAUGUUUCGCAUCAAUUUGCAAAUAUUUUUCGCCACCUGUAAGGGCGCCUACUCGGUUUUGGCAUUGGCUUUGAAGUUUAAAUAA